This is a messenger RNA of Corythoichthys intestinalis (scribbled pipefish), 1187 nucleotides long. RefSeq lists its product as uncharacterized. The record is from RefSeq and is a predicted model, not a curated record. Bases 297 to 1187 code for a protein of 296 amino acids. Lineage: Eukaryota; Metazoa; Chordata; Actinopteri; Syngnathiformes; Syngnathidae. The transcript has 7 exons.
CAGAUUAGAUUAGAAAAAGUGUUUAGUUACUUAUUUUUUGUAAACUGAUGAUAUAAUCCUGAUUAUUUGUGAUCUGUUGCUGCCCAACCCUACCAGUGGUGGAAGACGACAAUCUUAAACUGACAGAGGUCAGUCCUGACAGCAUUUCAGAGCAAGAUUUUUCUCCUUUACAUCAUUCAGCAUCAUCAUCCUCCCUCACGGAUACCCUCACAUCAUUUUCGUCAAGUGACAAUGACCUUUCCUGUCAAAAAGAAUGGAGCGUUCCCACAGUCAGAAAUAAAUCCAGUUCUGAAGUCAUGAACAGGUCUACCACAGAUGUUUCUGACUCAGAAGCUGCAAAAGAGAUGGUAAAAAAUGCUUUGCUCAGGAAACCUGGAGGUGAGGAUGUCAUUGAUGAGUACAAGUCACAAAAUUCGCUGAGCCAACGCACCCGGAGACAGCUUGUUAACAUAUUGACUAGCCAUAUGACUGAAAAUCAUGGGCGGAUGCCUUCCCGUAAGCAGAAGGAGAAGUAUGCCCUGGGAAUUGUUGCACUCUUUCCCUCGCUGAAGGAUCCUUUUUCUCCGAAAGGCUAUCUGAAUCAAGACUUCCUGCUGCUGUUUGGAGCUGAAACAGCCUCCAAGAUGCUUGAAAAGUGGGACACAGCAUUUAGGCCCAAAGUUAUCAAAGAGGCCAAACAACUGACUCAGUCAACUGAGCUGUCCCGACUUAUGAAAGCUGCUGAGAAACUCACAGACAAUGAUGACACCAACUGGGACAGUGACAUGGCUACUCUGCUGCUCCUUCUCCAUCUCUUGCCACCCACAGCUGGACGGAAGAGGGUCAAGAUAAGUCCCAGUGAUGCAGUGGACAAACUGGUACACUUUCACAAGUCAUGCUGCAGCAUCGAUGAACACCUGCGAAGAGGAGGGGGUAAACAACCAUAUAUCCUUGCUGCUGGCCGAACCCAAAACAGGAUUGACACUUUCUACAUCGUCGUGGACAAACGGCUCAUCCCUUGCCAAGCUACCAGCUCGUUGGGUGCUUUUGAUGAACUCUUUAAAUCCCACUACGUGUUCAACCUGUCGUUUGAUGAGUCUCUGGUCCAGCUCUACACUUUUGUGCAGACAACCAUCUAUAACAUUGAUGUUACCACAACAGACGAGUCCCCAAGAAUUCGUGAGUUGCGUGCAAAACUCAUCAACUAA